Molecule: messenger RNA, 2502 nt
Organism: Closterium sp. Naga37s-1
Lineage: Eukaryota; Viridiplantae; Streptophyta; Zygnematophyceae; Desmidiales; Closteriaceae
Source: the annotation of a GenBank genome assembly
AUGGAGGGAAAUAAGGGGGAGGUGAGGGAUGGGGAGGUGAGGGAUGGGGAGGUGAGGGAUGGGGAGAUGAGGGAUGGGGAGGUGAGGGAUGGGGAGAUGAGGGAUGGGGAGGUGAGGGAUGGGGAGAUGAGGGAUGGGGAGGUGAGGGAUGGGGAGAUGAGGGAUGGGGAGGUGAGGGAUGGGGAGGUGAGGGAUGGGGAGAUGAGGGAUGAGGACAUGAGGGAUGGGGAGAUGAGGGAUGAGGACAUGAGGGAUGGGGAGAUGAGGGAUGAGGACAUGAGGGAUGGGGAGAUGAGGGAUGAGGACAUGAGGGAUGGGGAGAUGAGGGAUGAGGACAUGAGGGAUGGGGAGAUGAGGGAUGAGGACAUGAGGGAUGGGGAGAUGAGGGAUGAGGACAUGAGGGAUGGGGAGAUGAGGGAUGAGGACAUGAGGGAUGGGGAGAUGAGGGAUGAGGACAUGAGGGAUGGGGAGAUGAGGGAUGAGGACAUGAGGGAUGGGGAGAUGAGGGAUGAGGACAUGAGGGAUGGGGAGAUGAGGGAUGAGGACAUGAGGGAUGGGGAGAUGAGGGAUGAGGACAUGAGGGAUGGGGAGAUGAGGGAUGAGGACAUGAGGGAUGGGGAGAUGAGGGAUGAGGACAUGAGGGAUGGGGAGAUGAGGGAUGAGGACAUGAGGGAUGGGGAGAUGAGGGAUGAGGACAUGAGGGAUGGGGAGAUGAGGGAUGAGGACAUGAGGGAUGGGGAGAUGAGGGAUGAGGACAUGAGGGAUGGGGAGAUGAGGGAUGAGGACAUGAGGGAUGGGGAGAUGCGGGAUGAGGACAUGAGGGAUGGGGAGAUGCGGGAUGAGGACAUGAGGGAUGGGGAGAUGAGGGAUGAGGACAUGAGGGAUGGGGAGAUGAGGGAUGAGGACAUGAGGGAUGGGGAGAUGAGGGAUGAGGACAUGAGGGAUGGGGAGAUGAGGGAUGAGGACAUGAGGGAUGGGGAGAUGAGGGAUGAGGACAUGAGGGAUGGGGAGAUGAGGGAUGAGGACAUGAGGGAUGGGGAGAUGAGGGAUGAGGACAUGAGGGAUGGGGAGAUGAGGGAUGAGGACAUGAGGGAUGGGGAGAUGAGGGAUGAGGACAUGAGGGAUGGGGAGAUGAGGGAUGAGGACAUGAGGGAUGGGGAGAUGAGGGAUGAGGACAUGAGGGAUGGGGAGAUGAGGGAUGAGGACAUGAGGGAUGGGGAGAUGAGGGAUGAGGACAUGAGGGAUGGGGAGAUGAGGGAUGAGGACAUGAGGGAUGGGGAGAUGAGGGAUGAGGACAUGAGGGAUGGGGAGAUGAGGGAUGAGGACAUGAGGGAUGGGGAGAUGAGGGAUGAGGACAUGAGGGAUGGGGAGAUGAGGGAUGAGGACAUGAGGGAUGGGGAGAUGAGGGAUGAGGACAUGAGGGAUGGGGAGAUGAGGGAUGAGGACAUGAGGGAUGGGGAGAUGCGGGAUGAGGACAUGAGGGAUGGGGAGAUGCGGGAUGAGGACAUGAGGGAUGGGGAGAUGAGGGAUGAGGACAUGAGGGAUGGGGAGAUGAGGGAUGAGGACAUGAGGGAUGGGGAGAUGAGGGAUGAGGACAUGAGGGAUGGGGAGAUGAGGGAUGAGGACAUGAGGGAUGGGGAGAUGAGGGAUGAGGACAUGAGGGAUGGGGAGAUGAGGGAUGAGGACAUGAGGGAUGGGGAGAUGAGGGAUGAGGACAUGAGGGAUGGGGAGAUGAGGGAUGAGGACAUGAGGGAUGGGGAGAUGAGGGAUGAGGACAUGAGGGAUGGGGAGAUGAGGGAUGAGGACAUGAGGGAUGGGGAGAUGAGGGAUGAGGACAUGAGGGAUGGGGAGAUGAGGGAUGAGGACAUGAGGGAUGGGGAGAUGAGGGAUGAGGACAUGAGGGAUGGGGAGAUGAGGGAUGAGGACAUGAGGGAUGGGGAGAUGAGGGAUGAGGACAUGAGGGAUGGGGAGAUGAGGGAUGAGGACAUGAGGGAUGGGGAGAUGAGGGAUGAGGACAUGAGGGAUGGGGAGAUGAGGGAUGAGGACAUGAGGGAUGGGGAGAUGAGGGAUGAGGACAUGAGGGAUGGGGAGAUGAGGGAUGAGGACAUGAGGGAUGGGGAGAUGCGGCAUGGGGAUAUAGCAAGGGGGAAUAGAGCAGGGGGGUAUAGAGCAAGGGGGAAUAGAGCAUGGGGGAAAUGGGAUGAAUGCAAAGGGAUUGAGAUUGAGCAGAGGGCAUAUGGGGGAUGGGGAGGGGAGGCAUGGGGAGAUGAGGGAAGGGGAGAUGAGGGAAGGGGAGAUGAGGGAAGGGGAGAUGAGGGAAGGGGAGAUGAGGGAAGGGGAGAUGAGGGAUGGGGAGACGAGAGUGUGGGGUGUGGCGUAGCUGGAGGAAGGGGUGGUGCUUGGCGCAGGGAGUCCCCAUUCUCGUUAGAGGGGAGGGAGCGUGGGCGACGGGAGGGAGGGAGCGUUAGGAGUGACGGAUGGGUGUGCGCGUACGCGACGUAA